Molecule: messenger RNA, 1571 nt
Organism: Electrophorus electricus (electric eel)
Lineage: Eukaryota; Metazoa; Chordata; Actinopteri; Gymnotiformes; Gymnotidae
Source: RefSeq, a predicted model, not a curated record
UUCCGUGAGGUUAUCGUCAUGGCGGCCGCCAAUGUUGUUAUGCAUCGUGCACUUGGGAAAGCCAUUAUACCUCCUUUGGUUGUGAUUUUAGGGGCUACCGGUACUGGCAAAUCCAAACUAGCAAUCGAGAUCGGGAAAAGACUGCAGGGCGAAAUAAUAAGCGCCGAUUCCAUGCAGGUUUAUGAAGGGCUGGACAUCAUCACCAAUAAAGUAACGGUCGAAGAGCAGGCUCAAUGUCGCCAUCACAUGAUCAGCUUUGUGGAUCCUUUGGUGAGCAACUACACAGUGGUGGACUUCAGGAACCAAGCUUUGUCUCUAAUUGAGGAUAUGCACCGCCAGGAGAAACUGCCAAUCAUUGUUGGAGGCACAAACUACUACAUUGAGUCCAUUUUAUGGAACAUUCUUGUUGACACCAAGGACAGUGGUACGGAGAGGGGGCAAGGUCUGCCCCCAGUCCCCAGAGCUGAUCUUGAGAAGCUGGGGGGUCCUGAGCUUCACAAGCAGCUGGUGGAGGUGGAUCCAGACAUGGCAGCCAUGUUACAUCCCCAUGAUGCCCGUAAGAUUGCGAGGAGUCUUCAGGUGUACCAGCAGACAGGAGUUCCACACAGUCGUAUUUUAGAGGAGCAGAAAGGGCAUGAUGGUGGAGAUGAUCUGCGUUUCUCUGAGCCCUGCAUCUUCUGGCUUCACUCCAAUAUGGAUGCUUUGGAUGAGAGGCUGGACAAGCGUGUGGAUAAGAUGUUGUCUUCAGGCCUGAUUGAUGAGCUGAAAGAUUUUCACAAGCGUUUCAAUGAAAAAAAAAUCCAGGAUAACAGUCAGGACUACCAGCAUGGCAUCUUCCAGUCCAUUGGGCUUAAAGAAUUUCACGAGUAUCUCACUGCUGGUGGAGACGUCAGCGAGGAAGUGCGCGAGAGGCAGAAGAAGAAAGGUAUCGAGGCCCUGAAGCAGGCAGCACGGCGCUACGCUCGAAAGCAGAACAAGUGGGUGUGUAACCGCUUCCUGAAAAGGCCGGGGAGAAGUGUUCCACCUGUUUAUGGCCUUGAUGUAACGGAUGUGUCCCGCUGGGAGCAAACGGUCCUCAGUCCUGCCAUGGACAUACUAAACUGCUUACAGAAGGGAGAGCAGCCGCCUGUUGAUCCAAUCAGAAUUGAAUGGGAGAAUCCACGUAACAAGCGCAGUCACCACAUGUGUGAACUGUGUCAAAAAGUAAUCAUCGGUGACCUGGAGUGGACAGCUCAUCUCAGGUCCAAAAACCACCUGCAUCACGUGCGGAAGAGCCGUCAGACACUGGGGCUGACUUCCUUGCCACAACAGAGUGUUUUAACCAAAGCAAGCCCCUCUACUCUUGUCCCUGACUCUGACAUGGUCUGCUUGGAGCCAGAGGCACUAGAGAAGCAGGACAGUGACAGGCAACGCCUGUGAGGUGCUGGAGCUUGGAUGCUGGCAUUUAAAAAAAAAAGUUUUUUGGCGAAAUGGGAGUGUUUGGAACUAAUUUCUCAGCUCCAAUGAAACAGGAAGCAUGAGUAUGUAUAUAUAUGUGUGUGUAAAAAAACAAACAAAAAAAAAACAUUGUG